Drosophila ananassae is the source of this 2357-nucleotide messenger RNA. RefSeq lists its product as uncharacterized. NCBI's taxonomy places the organism in Eukaryota, Metazoa, Arthropoda, Insecta, Diptera, Drosophilidae. Gene Ontology annotation, biological process: intracellular transport. The coding region runs from base 167 to 2113 and encodes 648 amino acids. The transcript is spliced from 4 exons. The record is from RefSeq and is a predicted model, not a curated record.
GACUGGAAAUAGAUGGCCUAAGGAGGCUAUUGUUAUUUUCAUUUCAUUCUAAAUUUCCCAGUAUAUGUCACUUUCCCCAUUUUACUUCGAAAAUCAUUACAGACAGUUUUUUAAUUCCUAGAACAACGGACUAACAUCGAGAAAACACUCAGCUAGCGCUUUGAAAAUGUACAAUACCCCAGUGACUGAAUCCCGUGCCAAUGAGCCUGACGAGGCUGAUGCAACUGCAAUGCCUGACGAUGGCGUCGAAUUGAAUCUCAAUACUCCGGGUCCUGUUUUGAAACUCCAGCCAUGCGAAGGCACUGGUCUGGGACAGGAUGGGCAAGUGCAUGCUGCGGGCUCCCUGGCAACCGCAUUGACGCCAUCCUUUGAAGUACCCACCUGGCCACUCAAUAAUCUUUUUCCCUCCAUCGACAUAAUCGAGAGUUUGCGCAAGCAGAGUGAGGUAAAGGACCUUCCGUCGUUCCAGCGUAGUCUCGGGGAUUUUCAAUUCGCCGCCGGACUGGACCCAUCGUCAGACUUAGGCUCUGAGUUUCAAUCGAAAUUCGGUUUCCCAACUCCCUACUUUAUUCCCGAGUUGGAAAUGCUGUGUGCUGACUGGGCGCAGGAUAAGCUCACGAAUGGGUUCGAAAUAACAAGUGCUUCUGCCAUCGAAGCACCCAAAGCCACUGCUGUUGAAGAAUCAAAUUUGCCAGGGAUCGAAGACUCUACUCCACACAAGAGCGAAGAAGAAUGUAUUUCAGGAAUUCAGGAAACAAAUCCUCCCCAAAUCGAAAUCGAAGAAAUGGAAUCUCCAAAAGUCGAGGCAAUUAAUUCAUCGAAGUGCGAGGAUGUUACUUUGACAAUAGUUGAGGAAAUUAAUUUACCAAAACUUGAGGAAUAUAAUUUGCCAGAAAUAGAAGAAAUUAAUUUAACAAAAAUUGAGGAAAUUAAUCAACCAAAAAUAGAGGAUAAUAUUUCAUUCAAGCCUGAGGAGAUAGAUCUUCCCCAAAUCGAGGAAAAGGAUUUAUCCACAAUCUAUGAGUCUACUGUAGCCGAGAUCCUGCCUCCGAUUUCCCCUCAUGUCCAUGAACCAGAGCCAGUUUUGUUACCAGCUAUGUUACCAGAGAAAAGGAUCUUGAUCUCACAUCCUUUGCCGCCACAAAACAGUGAAAUUUGUGCGGUAGUAGUAGAGAAAUCAAAGCCUCCUCCAAGAACGGGCUUUAUUAGAUCCUUUGUUGGAAGCAACCUGUUGUGGAAGCCAAGUAUACGCCUUUCCUUUGGCGAUCGCAGGACGAGCAAACAGAAUAAUUGCGAUUCAAAGGAGGCCAUCAAGCAGGACACCUGCGUGGCCCUGAAGGCUCUAAUAUUAAGCAUUAAAUUGUCGAAAAAAAUUGAGACGUCUAUGUUGGACUCAAUCAAGUUAAAUCAGAAGAGGCAAUUGGAAGUGGAUAAGAUCAGGAGUUCCCUAAUUUAUAGCAAGGUAUUCAGGCAGGACAUUUUUCAGCUCAACGCAACGGCCGAAAAUCUAAAGGAGGAGAAUUGCAAAUGCUGUGGGGAUGUUUCCAGCACCAUGCCGGUUCUUAAACAUCCGGAAAAGACCGACAUUUAUCGCAUAGAUGCCAGCGAAGGAUUAUCCUGUCGCGGCCUUAGUGUUAGCAAGGACUCAGUGUUCAGUGAGUCCUGCGAAAGCGACGAUUCAUUCAUCAACGACAACAAGGAUGCAAUGUCAUCUCCGCGUAUGGCUAUUGCCAUGAUCGAUCCCCGGCAUGUCGAGAAGAUGGGAAGAAGGAUGUUCAGUCAGUAUGUAAAGCUUUAUUGUUUCAAUAGCUUAAAGGAGUGGACGAGGCAAGGCGAGGGCCGGAUCGAGAUCUGGGACUUUCGACGCAAAUUCUACAUUAUCCUUCGCGACAAAGACGAGGCCGAGCUACUGCUCCAUAUGCGGGUGGAGGAGCAAUGGACCAUCGACUACAUGUCCAACAACUCGUACAGUUGCCGCUGGACCAACUUCAACUACGCCGCCAGUCGGGAUGGCGUCCUGGAGAGGAUCGCCUGCACCUUCCGGCAGCCCAGUCAUGCCGCCGAGUUCGUCGCCCGGAUACGUAACUGCGCCAUCCGUUCCCGCCCGGAGUAGAAGUAUCGAGCACUAUCCCGAUUACUGUUUUAAAAAUCCUUCGCAUUCUUCGUUUACCGGCAGUCUUCCAGUUUCUGCAUUCCGUGAUUGAAAUUCUUUCGUUUUGAGUUGAAGGACACCCCGACCACACCAAUCUUUCGAUAAAUUAUUGUAAUAAAUUUCACUAUAUUUUGUAAACAAUGAAAAAUUCAUUUUAUCGAAAUUUUACUAAAUUAAAUAAAGAUAUUGUAUAUUUUUAUUUGAA